AUGACUAUCACGACACCACCAAGGGCCUCUUCCCCCUCGUCGGGCUUUGGCACCAGAGCCGUCCACGCCGGCUCUGAGCACGAUCCCAGCACCGGUGCCGUGAUCCCCGCCAUCUCCCUCUCGACGACCUUUGCGCAAACGGCCGUCGGCCAACCGGUUGGCGAGUAUGAGUACUCUAGGUCCUCCAACCCUAAUCGCAAAAACUUUGAGGACAUGGUGGCGGCCCUCGAGAACGCCAAGCACGCCCUCGCCUUCUCUUCCGGUAGCGCCACCACUGCCGUGAUCCUCCAGUCGCUUGCCUCUGGCUCGCACGUCAUCUCUGUCUCCGACGUCUAUGGCGGCACCCACCGUUACUUCACCCAGGUCGCCAAGGCCCACGGUGUGAAGGUCACCUUCACCCCCGAGAUCGAGGUUGACAUCCGCGAGCACAUCACCCCUGCCACCAAGCUGGUAUGGAUCGAGACUCCCAGCAACCCUACCCUCCGUCUCGUCGACAUCCGCGCCGUCGCGACUGCUGCCCACGAGCACGGCAUCAUGGUUGUUGUCGACAACACCUUCCUGAGCCCUUACAUCCAGAACCCUCUUGAUCACGGCGCCGAUAUUGUGGUGCACAGUGUCACCAAGUACAUCAACGGCCACAGCGACGUCGUCAUGGGUGUCGCCGCCUUCAACAGCGAGGAGCUCUUCAAGAGGCUCUCGUUCCUGCAGAACGCCAUCGGCGCCAUCCCCUCGGCGUUUGACGCGUGGCUUGCCCACCGUGGAGCUAAGACUCUGCACCUGCGUGCCCGCGAGGCCACGACCAAUGCGACGGCUGUCGGCCACGCCCUGGAGGCCAGCCCCCACGUCAUCGCGGUCAACUACCCCGGUCUCGACUCUCACCCGCAUCGCGCCAUCGCCAAGAAGCAGCACCGCAACGGCAUGGGUGGCGGCAUGCUGUCAUUCCGCAUCCGUGGGGGUCACGCCGCGGCCGAGCGUUUCUGCCAGCUGACCAGAAUCUUUACACUUGCCGAGUCCCUAGGCGGUGUCGAAAGCUUGUGCGAGGUGCCAAGCAGCAUGACCCACGCUGGUAUUCCUAAGGAGCAGCGUGAGGCUGUUGGUGUCUUUGACGACCUUGUCCGUCUCAGCUGCGGUGUUGAGGAUGCCGAGGACCUCAAGAACGAUGUUCUCCAGGCUCUUGAGCGUGCUGUUGCCGAGACUUCCAACGGCAACGGUACCAAUGGUGUCAACGGUCACUAA
This is a messenger RNA of Podospora anserina S mat+, 1236 nucleotides long. RefSeq lists its product as uncharacterized. NCBI's taxonomy places the organism in Eukaryota, Fungi, Ascomycota, Sordariomycetes, Sordariales, Podosporaceae. The record is from RefSeq and is a predicted model, not a curated record. Bases 1 to 1236 code for a protein of 411 amino acids. Gene Ontology annotation, cellular component: cytoplasm. The transcript has 2 exons. Gene Ontology annotation, biological process: transsulfuration. Gene Ontology annotation, molecular function: cystathionine gamma-lyase activity; pyridoxal phosphate binding.